Molecule: messenger RNA, 1804 nt
Organism: Carassius gibelio (silver crucian carp)
Lineage: Eukaryota; Metazoa; Chordata; Actinopteri; Cypriniformes; Cyprinidae
Exons: 4
Coding region: 299-1012 (237 amino acids)
Source: RefSeq, a predicted model, not a curated record
UCGUCAUCCUUAUCCUUGCGUUUAUUCAGACUGUCCUUGUUCAUUUAAAACUUGGAGUUCUCUGAAGAGCCAUGUGUCAAGGAGGCAUCCUCAGCAUCCCUCUCAAAAAGAUGAAUUGACAACUUAUAAAUGCUUGCUUUGUGAAUACAAACACACAUCAUCAUUUAAAGACUAUUUCCAUCAUAUUGGGCAGCACCUGAAAAAUAAUGAAACUGUUCCUUGUGUCUUUAGUGACAGUUGAAAGGUCUCGGAUACCCUGAGUAUUUGGUAAAUUCUCUGAAAACCAAAGCCUCAGACCAUGCUUUUCCAGCAAAAAAUGUUAAACGACCUAAACGUGGUGAGGCCAAUCAUAUCCCAUCCCUACCUAUUGGAGAGACAAGAGAUUGUGGAAAACCAACCUAGUGUUCAAGAUCUGCAAGAAAGAUGGCCAGCUCUGUUUCAACAAGAGGAGAUUAAUGCAGAAUAUUUUCGCAUCACAACCUUACCUUUACAAUCAAGAUUUAUGGCCUCUUUGGACAGACAGAGCUCUCAGCUUCUCCAGGUUAUUAGGAGCAAAGGUGGAGCCCUCCGUGAAAAAACCAAGGACACUAUUAAAGUUAUGGAUCAGAGUUUGGACAUAGACAUCAGAAGAGAGUGCCUGCUGAAGUGCCUGAUCACAUACCUUGGUGAAGAUACAAGCUGUCUGAUCAAAGAAUACCAGGCUGACCAGAGGGAGGAAGCAGAGAGAGAAUUUGAAAAGACCACCAUGGCGUUUUUUGUGAUCCGUGAAACUGAUGCUCUUAGUCGUGCACUGGACAUUUCCAUUGUCAUUGACGGUGUGGAAGUACUCAAUGAGUUGCCCUCUGUUGCAUGUGCCUGUGCUAUGAUGUUUGGACUCAUUUAUGCACUGAACUUAAAAUAUCCUGAAGGACUCAAAUACACCUUUGAGGCCUUUCAAAAAAUAAUCAUGGACAUAGAGAGUAAGCAGAUGAGCCAAAGGGUGCAGAACCUCUCUUCAAAGCUGCAGGAAUGAAUUUGUUUCCUUUGACUCAGCUACAGUGUUCUGCUGAUGCUACAUUUCUUUGAAGAUGUUGGACCGUAUAAAUCCUUUUAUACAAAGUUAACUGUACUACUGUUUACUAAACCGGAUUUGUUUUAUCUUGGUUAAAUUGUGUUUUAUCUAGGGUCAAUUAAAUAGCUUACCCAAAAAUAAAAAUUCUUACGUUGUUUAAUCAUCCUUAAGCUAUUCAAGUAUUUAACUUUACAUUUGGUUCAGAGACAUUUCGACAAUUAUGAGAGAAGUUUCAUUUUUGGGUAAACUAUUCCAUGAAGGUGAAAAUUUAUUUUUAAAUUUCAAUUUAUUUUUUUAUUUCUACCAUUGGCUAAUUUGGUAGGUGUUUUAUUAAAAGUGUUUUGUUUUACACUGCCCAAUUUAAAGCAGUUUUUGGGCCAAACUUGUUUUAACUUCUAAAGGUUUGAUUUGUGUAGUCAGUUCUGAUUGACAGUUCAUGGAAAUGAUUACAGAAUUUUAAAUGUUUGAUUGUGUAGUCAGAUCUGAUCAGAUCGUUCAUGGAAAGAUUGUAUGUUUCUCUUCGAAACCAUAACUGAUUCUUAUGGUGAAUUUACAUUGUAUCCAGUGUGUCAAUGCACAAUGUGUUUUUAUAAAAAUUCUAUACACAUUGUAGAAAUGUUUUAUGACAAAAAUUGUCAAGUUUAUGAUGUGUUUAUAUUGUUAGACAGUGUGUAUUUGUAUCAGGAUACUGUACACAUUGUAAAAAAAAAAAUGUUGUAUUAUGACAAAAUAAAUUGUCAAAUGUUUGAUGCU